This is a messenger RNA of Nematolebias whitei (Rio pearlfish), 5014 nucleotides long. RefSeq names its product MAM and LDL receptor class A domain containing 1 (gene malrd1). Gene Ontology annotation, cellular component: membrane. The record is from RefSeq and is a predicted model, not a curated record. NCBI's taxonomy places the organism in Eukaryota, Metazoa, Chordata, Actinopteri, Cyprinodontiformes, Rivulidae. Gene Ontology annotation, molecular function: protein binding. The coding region runs from base 1 to 4797 and encodes 1598 amino acids. The transcript is spliced from 31 exons.
AUGGCGUACUGGUUAGUGUGGCUGCUGUCGACCCUCUCUGUGGGGGUUAACCCGGUAUUCAUCACCGCCUGUUCAGAUCAGGAGUUCACCUGCAGUCACACAGGUUUGUGUGUGGGUCAGGACUCUGUGUGUGACUUCACUGACGACUGUGGAGACGGCAGCGACGAAGAAAACUGCUCUGCAUAUAUGAGAUGUGAUUUUGAGGAUGGAUUCUGCAACCUCACCCAAAGUUCUGACACUCUCUCUGAAUGGGUCAGAGCAACUGAGGCUGCAGGACUCAGACACGACCACACCAACACCUCAGCACAUUUUCUGUCUCUAUUUCCUGUCGGAGGAAACAGAACCACUGCAGAACUGUGCAGUCCAAUCUUCCUGCCCAGUUAUACUUGUCAGAUGAGUUUCUACCAAUAUGUUGGGGCAACACAUGGAGGUAUUCAGGUUCUGCUUCAGCCUCAUCCAGCAGGUCAGACCACUGUAGUCUGGAAAAGCUCCACACAGCUGCAGGCAGGAGCAUGGCUGCGGACCAUAAUUAACUUCUCCAGCAAUUACAGUUUUCAGGUGGUAAUUCGAGGGGAACUUUCAGCCAACAGUGAAACCUCUGAGGUCUUGACCAUUGAUGAUUUGUCCUUUGGUCCUGGCUGCCUAGUUUUACCUGAGAGCGGCGCUCCCCCUCCACCUCCCUGCCCUCCCUCGUGGUUUCACUGUGGUGAAGGGGAGUGUGUCGAGGAAAGCAAAGUGUGUGACUUCACCCCACAUUGUUCCAGUGGAGAUGACGAAGCCAACUGCCCCUCUGAAUGUGACUUUGAGAGUGGUUUAUGCGGCUGGUAUGAGCUCACCCCUGGCGACGGCUUUGACUGGACUAGAGGAUCAUCCAUGGAGGUGCCUCCAGACUACUACGAUCACCCUCCUCUACCAGACCACUCUACUAACAGCACCCAAGGUCGUUUCAUGUUUAUACUGAAGAACAGCAGCAGUUUGUAUCCAAACGCUAUCCUCCGAGGGCCCUGGUUCCAGCAGUCAGCCUCUGGGUGCACCAUGACCUUCUGGCAUUAUAACUCAGGCAUAUCUAUAGGGGCUGCCGACAUGUACCUUCGUUUUAACGAAGUUCAAAACAACACGGUCAUAUGGACGACGCUGUACGACCAAGGAAGGCGCUGGAAUCAGGUCACCGUUCAGCUGGGUCGCAUCACUCAACCCUUCCAGAUUGCUUUGGCUAAAAUCAGCCUCGGCGUGUUUGAUGGCAUUUCCGCUUUCGAUGAUGUUUCCUUCAGGAAUUGCGCAAUGCUGCCGGCAGUGGCGGUGUGUCCCACGGACACACAUUUCCACUGCGUGCGCACCAAAGUGUGCGUAGAUCAUCUGCAGCUCUGUGACCUUGUGGACGACUGUGGAGAUGGAUCGGAUGAAGAAGGAUGCUCUCCAGAACUUCAGUGUGACUUUGAAGACGGGCUGUGCAACUGGAAACAAGAAACAAAAGGAGAUGAGUUUGACUGGACUCGCAUUAGUGGCCCAACUCCAACCCUAAACACAGGCCCUUGGAAGGACCACACAUUGGGCACCAGGUACGGCCACUACCUUUACAUCGAGUCCUCAUCUCCACAGGAGUUUAAAGACACAGCUGUGCUGUUGAGCCCAAUCUUUAAACCCACCUACCAGCCUGGAAAGGACCCAGCCUUGUCCCACCACAACCACUGUGUUUUCCGCUUCCAUUACUGCAUGUUUGGGUCGCAUGUGUUCAGCCUGGCUGUGUAUCUGAGGACCUCAGCUACAGGCAGAGGUCCCCUCCUCUGGGCAAAAUAUGGAAACCAGGGGAACCUUUGGCACAGGAAGACUCUGUACCUCCACAGUGCUCAGCCUUUCCAGAUUUUAAUUGAAGGCACAGUUGGAGAUGAUUUUAAAGGCGACGUCGCUGUUGACGACCUUUCUUUUCUGGACUGUGAGGCAAUAGAUGGCGAACUUCCCACACUGAUCACCCCAGCAAUGACCACCCCAGCCCCCACUGCUCUGCCCCACAGCUGUCCUGAAGGGGAGUUUGUGUGUGGAGCAUACAGGGAGUGCGUUGACCUCAGCCAAGUGUGUGACUUCAAACAUGACUGCUCUGAUGGAUCAGAUGAAUCAAACUGCGUAAAGGAAAGAUGUGAUUUUGAAGGAGGCGAUACAUGCGGUUGGACAGUCUUCAACCUUUCUUUAGUCCCGAACCAUGCCUUCCACUGGGCGGCCGACCAGGGAGAAACUAUUCACGAUGGAGAGCAGAACCACCGUCCUAAAAAUGAUCACACCUUAAACAGCCCUGAGGGGUGGUAUAUGUGUGCAGACAGUUCAAAUGGUGGCUACGGUCAAAUUUCUGACCUUCAAACACCCGUCAUCCCUUUCACUGGGCCACACUGCACCCUGGUCUUCUGGUACCACAUGAGUGGAUUCACAGUUGGAACGCUUCAGGUGCUGCUAAGGCACAAAAACUCCACUCGUGCGGUUUGGUCUCAGAAUGGUAACCAAAGCAACAAAUGGAGAAGAGGAGAAGUGUUUCUGGGGUUAACGAGCAGUAUCCAGGUUACUGUCAUGACUACUACUAUACUUGAUUAUUAUUACAACUGCUGCUACUACUCCUACUACUACUACUACACUUUAUUUAUUGGGUUUUGUCCUCCAGGUUCCAUGCUUUGUGAAAAAGGCAACUGUUUCACACCAGAGCAGAGCUGUGACUUCACAGAUGAUUGUGGAGACGGCACGGAUGAAAAGGACUGCGGGACGACCUGCUCUUUUGAGAACGGUCGAUGUGGCUGGAAGACCUCGCUGGCUGAUAAUUUUGACUGGACGCUUGGCACCGGAUCGGUCCAAGGCAUACGACCUCCAUACGAUCACACCCUGAUGAAUGAAAACGGUCACUUUGUUUAUCUGGAAGCAACGCCACUGGGACUAAAAGGUGAUAAAGCUCAUAUCAGGAGCUCUGUUUGGAAAGAGUCCAGCACCCUCUGUAAACUCUCCUUCUGGUACUACAUUUCCCAAAAGGCCUCGGGGACCAUCCGGCUGCUGAUCAAGACAGAGAACAACUUAAUGGAGAUGUGGAAUAAAACGGGGCAUCAGGGAAACAAGUGGAACCGAGCAGAAGUCCCACUGAGGAAGCUCAGGAACUUCGAGGUGAUAUUUGAGGGAAUCCGCUCCUUUGACGUGAGCGGAGGAGCCGCACUGGACGACCUGGAGUUUAUCGACUGUGCUCCAAGUGCUGUGGAGCCAGGGAAUUGUCCUGCAGUCACAGACUUUGUGUGCCACAGCAGCGGCUGCAUCGAGUCCCACCUGGUGUGCGAUAUCAAGGCCGACUGUGCUGAUGAGUCGGAUGAGAUGGACUGCGAGCACAUAUUUGACUCACCAGGUGCUUGUGACUUCAACAUGGAGGAGGAGAGCUGGGAGGAAAGCUGUCAGCUCUUCCAAGACUCUGACGAUGACUUUGAUUGGAGGAUCGGAUGCAAAACAGAGACACCCGGUGCUGGACCUCACACCGACCACAGUCCAGGCGGUGGGGGGAACUUCCUGUACAUACAUUCGGCCCCUCAGAGGGAAGGUGAUGUUGCCAAGGUGACAACCAGAAAUCCAUUUCCUGCCAGCAUUGGUCUGUGUCACCUGCGCUUUUGGUUCUUCAUGCACGGCUCUGACAGGAUGGGAACACUAAAGGUCUACACUGUUGGACCCAGCGGCACGCGUUUGCUGAUGUGGGCAUCUGCUGGAAACCAUGGCAACCGGUGGGCAUACGCCAACGUCAUCCUGUCAAACACGGCGCCGUUCAGAGUGACCUUUCAGGCGGAGGUGGGAGGAGACAUGUGGACAGACAUCGCCCUGGACGACAUCUCAUAUACAGCAGAGUGUAUGGUUGGAGGACCCGUUACUCCACAGCCCCUGACCUGUGGCGUGGACCAGUUCCAGUGUCGGUAUUCCUUCCAGUGCAUCCCAAAGAGCUGGUGGUGUGAUGAAGAGCCGGACUGUACAGAUCAUUCUGAUGAAGAGCACUGCCCGACUGCGUUACCUGGAACUCUUCCACCACAGGGUCGCUGUCCUGUGGGUCAUUAUCAGUGUUCAGACCAUCAGUGCAUCCCCUCCAUACUGCGCUGCGAUGGCGUCCUCGACUGCCCCGACGGAGAGGAUGAACACGGCUGCCCUCUGCUACAGUGUGAGCCGGGGGAGCUCGUGUGUGAAAGUUUGCCUGGUUGUAUCCCACUUCAGAAGCGAUGCGAUCACUCUACCGACUGUCUGCCAUUCCACUCAGACGAGUCCAGCUGCCAUGAAUGCCCACCGAUGUAUUGCCUGAAUCAUGGUUCAUGCCUUACAGAGAGACAUGGACCUGUUUGCGUAUGUUUACCAGAAUGGACAGGGAAUCGAUGCCACGUGAAGAAGAAACCAUCUCUUGUUACCUCAUCUCCAACUCCAGAGGACACGCGCCUGGAUUCGGUGUAUGCUAGCAUCGGCAUUGGUUUGGUGCUGCUUUCAGCUGGAGUUGCCGUGUGCUUUCUUGCUCUGUGCAAGAAAAAAAGCAUUUUUACAAAGCCUGAUCCAAUGAAAUAUGGGGUGAUGGAUGAUCCAGACGCUGCCUGGAAAGCAGAGUUCCCAACGGCGGACCAAAGAAAAGCUGGCUGUCCUGGCAUUAACCCAAAGAUAAGUGAUGGUCAUGGGCUUCCCAUCAGCGUUUACCCCUGGAGAAGAGAUCAGGAGGGUUCAAACUGGAAAGAUGACAAGCUGUCCUUCUCCAACCCAUUGUACAAUUACCCUCCUGGUGUUGAAGGUGCUGACAACAGAAGCUCUGACGCAUAAAAUCUAUGGAUUUUAGAUCCAUUUUUGGAGAUGUUUCUGAAGAUAACACAAAGCGAGAGUGAGACCAAACAAACGUCUGUCGACCAAAGGUUAGACCUUCCAAAAAAGGAAUACAAGCAAAUGAGUUAAACUAUCUGAUUUCAAGUCUGCAAAGAUGGUGAAAUAUUACUUGAAAGGCAUUUUUUGUUCAAAAGUUGUAAAAGAAGUGAAAAAUUAA